UUGUCUUACCUGGCUCGCCUGUAUUAGCUGACGGUCGCCGCGGUGGGCCGUCUUCAACCCCAACUCAGUUUACCCGAGCAAGUGAUGCCGCUGCCGGCCGCCUUCUUCGCGCUCGUAGCCUCGCUCGCCUGCAGCGGCCACGCCACCGUCUUCUUCAAGGAGCAGUUUCUCGAUGGAGAUGGUUGGAGGAGCAGGUGGGUGGAGUCCAAGCACAAGGACGAUUAUGGCCAAUGGACGUUGAGUGCUGGAAAGUUCUAUGGUGACGCUGAGCUUGAUAAGGGCGUGCAAACCAGCGAGGAUGCGCGCUUCUACGCGCUCUCGGCGCGCAUGGAGCCGUUCAGCAAUGAGGGCAAAGUCCUGGUGGUCCAGUUCAGUGUCAGGCACCAGCAGGGGAUCGACUGCGGUGGAGGCUACAUCAAAAUCUUUGACGCCCGACUCGACCAGGCCCAGAUGAAUGCCCAUUCGCCCUUCUCCAUCAUGUUUGGUCCCGACAUCUGCGGCUCGCCCAUCAAGAAGGUUCAUGUCAUCCUCAACUAUAAGGGACAAGGACACCUCAUCAAGAAAAACAUUCAGUGCAAGGACGACGAGCUGAGCCACGUGUACACGCUGGUGCUGCGUCCGGACCAAACGUAUCAGGUGAAGAUCGACAACCGUGAGGUGGCGUCGGGCUCGCUGGAGGACGACUGGGACCUGCUGCCCCCCAAGACCAUCAAAGACCCCCUGGCCAGCAAGCCGGACGACUGGGACGACCGGCCCACCAUGGACGACCCCGACGACACCAAGCCCGAGGAUUGGGACCAGCCGGAAACCAUCCCGGACCCCAAACACCGUAAACCCAGCGACUGGCGAGAGGACAUCGACGGCGUGUGGUCGCCUCGGGUGAUGCUCAAUCCCGACUACAAGGGCGACUGGACGCCCAGGCAGAUAGACAACCCCAAAUACAGAGGCUUGUGGGUCCACCCUGAAAUCCCCAACCCAGAGUACGUUCACGACGCGGAGAUGUACAAGUUCCCCAACAUCGGCGUGCUGGGACUGGAAUUGUGGCAGAUGAGGUCCGGAACCAUCUUUGACAACUUCCUCAUCACCGAUGACGUCCGGGAAGCCGAAGAGUUUGCCCGGCAGACUUGGGGACUCACGCAGGCGGCUGAGAAAAAAAUGAAGGAAGAGCAAGACGAGCUGGACAGGAAGAAGUGGGACGAGGAGCACAACACGAAGGACAACUUUGACUUUGACUUUGGUGAUGAUGAUGAUGAUGGCAAGGCUGAUGACAAGAAGGACAUGCAUAAAAUCAAAAUUGAGCUGUAGUUCUGCGUUCGGGUGGGAGUUUAGUGUAUUUGCUACCAAUAUGGUUACCCAAAGUCCACACACAACCCAAUCUGCAUCGCAAGUAUGGCAACAUCAGAUGGACAAAAUACAUGAAAACAUGGUUAGCUUCGGUGUCACUCACAUGUAUUGAAUGACCUCAACAUGCCGGAAAGCCCAUCAAUUAUAGCUAGCAGUUUUACUUUGGUGAAAAUGUGGAUUUCAGAGGUCUCCAUCAGCCC
Molecule: messenger RNA, 1544 nt
Organism: Hippocampus comes (tiger tail seahorse)
Lineage: Eukaryota; Metazoa; Chordata; Actinopteri; Syngnathiformes; Syngnathidae
Product: calreticulin-like
Exons: 9
Coding region: 85-1305 (406 amino acids)
Biological process (GO): ERAD pathway; protein folding
Cellular component (GO): endoplasmic reticulum membrane; endoplasmic reticulum
Molecular function (GO): calcium ion binding
Source: RefSeq, a predicted model, not a curated record